Messenger RNA from Ceratina calcarata, 3208 nucleotides. It is a transcript of the gene PGAP1, whose product is annotated as GPI inositol-deacylase. The record is from RefSeq and is a predicted model, not a curated record. Gene Ontology annotation, cellular component: endoplasmic reticulum. The coding region runs from base 105 to 2870 and encodes 921 amino acids. The transcript is spliced from 10 exons. Gene Ontology annotation, biological process: GPI anchor metabolic process; endoplasmic reticulum to Golgi vesicle-mediated transport. NCBI's taxonomy places the organism in Eukaryota, Metazoa, Arthropoda, Insecta, Hymenoptera, Apidae. Gene Ontology annotation, molecular function: phosphatidylinositol deacylase activity.
ACGUCGCGUAUCUCCAUGGUAACGGCCAGAUUGGGCCAGAUGCCAGAUUCUGUAAUGACCGUGUCGGCGAACCGAAGGAUGUAAAAUUUGGUGGUUAGGGUUGAAUGAACGAAAUGUGCCGAAUAAGAUCUAUAUUCAUUUAUACAGUAUGCUUUUUACUGCUCAUGUUGUUUCUCUUAUUCUACAUACUGGGAGCGGCUCGCUACGUUACAGAUUUCGAGGAAAAUACUUGCGACAUGACAUACAUGUUUGAGUACCCACAGUACGUGAUACGUAAAAAUUUUAAACGACUCUUUACCACGUUGCUAUAUUAUCAGAGAAUUUCCUUGGACAAUGAAAUAGAACAGCGGUAUCCAAGGUACGGAUUGUAUGCGUACGGAGAAGGUUUUGUCACCGAGAAGCUCAGAAGAAUGUUUUUCUCAGGGAUACCGGUACUCUUUAUACCAGGCAACGUUGGAUCUCAUGAACAAGUGAGGUCCCUGGCAUCUGUAAGUCUGAGGAAAAGUUUAAACGACAGAACUCCGUUUCACUUUGAUUAUUUCACUGUAUCAUUGGGCAAGGAUUAUUCCGCUUUGUACGGAGGUGUACUAAUGGAUGAGACAACGUACGUAUCGCACUGUAUACGGAAGAUAUUAAGCUUGUAUAAAACCAACGUAGAAAGCAUCGUGCUAAUCGGACACUCCAUGGGAGGAAUCAUAGCUAAAGGUUCUCUCGUCAUGACGCCAAAUGUAAAUGCCAGCGUUGCAAGUAUCAUUUUUACUUUAGCUACUCCUCAUAUACCUACAUUGGUGUUGGACCAUACUUUCGCCAGCUAUUAUCACAAUUUGGAGGACCGUUUGAGCGCGAUAAAAGAUGCUGGGACGAGCGUGAUAUCGAUAGGAGGUGGACCACGCGAUAUUCUAAUAACACCGACACAGACUUUGGACACAACGGCCAAUAUCAAUGUUAUUUCAAACACUGUACCCGCCGUCUGGAAAUCUACGGAUCAUCUGAGCAUACUAUGGUGCAAGCAGUUGGUCUUCUCUGUUGUACGUUCUUUGUUUGAUUGCGUCAGUUACGCUCAAAGACAGGCGAGGAUAUUUCCCAAGUCCGAAGAGAGAAUCCGGGCAUUAUCGUAUCAUCUUAAUCAUCGUGCCUCUGGGAAAAAGUUCUAUUCCUAUAAAGAGAAAAUACAAUUCGAAUUUGGUGGUGAGUGGAUAGAGAAUAUUCAAAGAAAUUAUGCGUGGAGUAACGAAAACUUGUCUAAAAGGACGUCCCCUGUUUAUCUUAUGAUUAGAUUGAACGGACAACCAGAUCAUUUAACUAUCGAUACUACAAAUUUAGAAACUAAGGAUUGGUUGUUCGUAUGUUCAGCAUCCAGUGUACAGGGACAAUCGAGAGUUUGCAACUGGGGCUGGAAUUUGACGAAUAGAACGAGGAUCAUGCCGGAUCCGCUCAAACAUCGACUUAGAAAAACGGUCGACUUGGAUCUUCAAGAUUUGCUAAAAUAUUCUGGCGUAACGCACGUUGUAGUAAGAAUUCUGCCGGAUAGUUUAGAAGACCAUGUUGUUACGGUUAACGUUGAUUUGUAUUCGUACGAUGCAAGAGUGAUCGGACCAAUCGGAGGUAACGGUUUACUGAAAGAUCUAUUGACAAAGCCUAAAGUCAGAAGAUCUGAUCUCGGUCAUGUCAGAUAUUACGUCUUGUUCGGCGAGUUUAUAAACACCGUGACGGUUGAAUUGAAAGUACGAUCGGAAUGUACUGACCCGAAACAUGCGAUGGUCGAAUUGCAAGAGCCAUGGAGCGUGGGAGUUUCACAAAUUCAAUUUUUUACAGUCGUGGAUAACGGGCCGAAAACGAUGAAAGUUCAGACGAGACCCAGACAGCCUGACGUUUUUCCAAGUCUAAGAUUAACUUUGGAUCCUGCGUGUUCUUAUAUGAUAGAUAUUAAAAAAGCAGGUAUCAUAGAUCGAAUAUCUUGCAUCGUGAGGGAUCGUUGGCACCUCUUAUAUACGACUGCCGUUGCCUUACUGUUGUUAAUUUUAUCUACGAGAAUUACUCAUGGCCACGAGAGAACUCCGAUACUGGUAAUCACGAUAUGUCUCUCGUUCUGUUACGAGUUGACGUUCGAAUGUCUCGUCGCUUCGGCGAUUCUCUGCGUGUUCACAAUUGGGCUGUGCUGUUCCGUCGUACUCCUCGGUUCGUUGGCCCAUAGUAUCGCCGUUAGAUUUCUCGCCCGCGCAAUUGCAUUUUCAACGACCUGGUCCGACUGGCUGCUCGGAGGAUUGAACCAGUUACCGUUCAUCACCGCGCUUCUUGUUCUUUCUUUAAUUCCUGCUACUUGCGGAGCUCUGGCCAUGAUAGUUUCGGUGUUUUUGUAUUUCUUGAACUUGACGAGAAUGUACGAGGAUUAUUUGGAAGAAUUGUUAAUGGGUUCGUUACGACAACACUUCAGUUGGAUGGCGCGAUUCCGAAGCACUAAAAAUAACAACGAGGAACGACACGACAACGACGACAACGAGGACACGAAACAAAAGAUAUUUAAUCAUCUUUUAUUCUUUUUACUUUGGUGUCUUACCGCUAUACCGGCUGUUCCCUCUGCACUCGUUUGGGCAAGAAAUUUCAGCUAUGACAUGAGGCUGUCCAACGAAGAUCCUCUACUGCUACAAAGCUGGAUACUUUUGGUAACGUACAGUACAAUGGGAUGGGUACAGAUUCCGUCUAAUGAUCGUAAAAUUCGAUCCCAAAUACUCUCCAGUAUAUUAUGUUUCUUGGGAUGGGUCGUAUUGUUGAUGGGAGCAACGCCCCGUCCAUCUUUUUGUCAAUACUAUGUACCACCCGUUAUGGCCUUAGCUAUCGGUACUGUUGCUCUGAAUUUCAUUUUCCUUUAGAGUACUACUACUUAUUUUUUACGGAUUUUAAGAACAAUUAAUUUCGCCGCACAGUCGGUAAUGUUAAUAAUAUUUUACGGUAAUGUUGACGAAUACGGACGGAUUACGCGUCGACUGUAAAUAUCGGAACAUUAGGAGCUAAUAAAAUAAAUAUACUCGAACUUGUAACACAAGUGCAGAAUGAACAAUCAUCAAACUUACCGCUGCUACUACUAUUACUACUACUACUACCGACUAACUAUAUUCAUGUUUUAUUGAAUGAACAACUGCAGUCUAUGUAAUUGGAACAAAAAAAGUACUUGAUUGUACGCCAAACAAUAGAUUUAUUAUUUAUAAGA